UCGUCAAAAGGCCGGCCAUUUCUCAAGCUUUAGCUACUCAUACGCCAAGUGCCGCCCUCUAACCGUUGUCUUCUCCACUCGGCCAUAGUGCUCCCCUCCCCUUCCCCUCUACUCUGAGUUCGCCUUCUCAAGAGCUCCGAUGGCUGGACUAGCGGUCAGCCUGGUGGUGGGCCCACUGGUGUCCCUGGUGAAGGAGAAGGCGUCCAACUAUCUCCUGGACAAGUACAAGGUGAUGGAGGGUAUGGAGAAGCAGCACGAGGUCCUCAAGCGCAAGCUGCCUGCCAUCCUCGACGUCAUCGCCGACGCUGAGAAGCAGGCGUCCCACCAGAAAGGAGUGAAGGUAUGGCUUGGCAGGCUCAAGACGGUGGCAUACCAGGCGAUCGACAUCUUUGAUGAGUUCGAGUAUGAGGCGCUCCGUCGUCAAGCCAAGAAGAAUGGGCACAUCACCAAGCUUGGCAAGGCUGGAGUAAAGCUCUUUCCUACCCACAACCGUGUUAUAUUCCGUAUCAGGAUGGCCAGCAAGCUUCAACGCGUUGUUGGCGCCAUCAAGGUCCUUGUGGAUCAAAUGAACGACUUUGGGUUCAACAGGCUUCAACACCAGCAGGCACCAGCACUGAAGGAGGGGCGUGAGACGGAUUCCAAUAUCGUUGAUCCUAAAAAUAUUGUUAGCCGAUCUAGGCACGAGGAAAGGAAGAAAAUUGUUGAGAUAUUGGUCAACGAUCAAGCUACCAAUGGUGAUCUCAAGGUUCUUCCCAUCGUUGGAAUGGGAGGUUUGGGCAAGACUACCCUCGCUCAGCUCAUCUACAACGAUCCUCAAGUCAAGGAUCAUUUUCAGCUACUAAAGUGGGUGUGUGUGUCAGAUGAUUUCAAUCUAUGUAAUCUUGCCAACAAAAUUUGCAACGCUUCGGAGGGUUCCCUUGAAAAGGCACUGAAGGAGCUUCAGGAACAGCUUAAGGGAAAGAGGUACCUUCUUGUAUUGGAUGACGUAUGGGAUGAGGAGAGCUUCUUGGACAAGUGGGAAAAGUUCAAGGCCUGUCUUGAACAAGGUGGUGUCGGUAGUGCCGUACUAACAACCACCCGUAACACAGAAAUAGCUCAAUUAAUGGGUACAGUUGGGAUCUCACACGAAAGGAAAUACCUUGAUGUCGGAAAUUUAGGCAAGGAAUUCAUACAGGAAAUUAUUGAAACAAGAGCAUUCAGUUUGCAUAAGCGAGAUGAUGAGCUUGUAAACCUGGUUGGUCCGAUUGCAGAGAGAUGUGCUGGGUCGCCAUUGGCAGCCAAAGCUCUGGGGUCUAUAUUGCGUAAGAAGACCACUACGGAAGAAUGGGAGGAUGUGCUACAGAGAAGCAACAUAUGCACUGUUGAGACUGGAAUUUUGCCUAUACUUAAGCUUAGCUACGAUGAGUUGCCAACUGACAUGAAGCCAUGCUUUGCUUUUUGUGCUCUGUAUCCAAAGGAUUAUCAAAUUGAUGUGGACAACCUUAUCCAACUAUGGAUGGCUAAUGGUUUUAUCGUCUUCGAACAAAACAAGGUACCAAUUGAAACCGUGGGUAAACGGAUUGUCAACGAGAUGGUUUCAAGGUCAUUGUUCGAGCAUGUGGAGCAAGAUCCAACAAAGUUCGGGUAUAGUUCUACAACUUUUUUGAAGAUCCAUGACCUUAUGCACGAUGUUGCAGUGUCUGCUACAGAAGACGAGUACAUAUAUGUAACUGAUGAAAUGGAUGAAAGUGGUAAAUUACUUCCAAGUGCUACCCGCCAUAUACAUUUUGAAACAUGGGAGGGACAACUUUUUGCAAAUAUUGAUAUUUUAUCUAUCCGAACGUUGCUUGUAGUUCCUGGGAGAUAUUAUCGAGAUGAGCUGCAUUCAUCCAAAUAUAGUUCUCUGCGAGCACUUGCUCUACCAGCAUCAUAUUAUAAAUAUUUGCCAAUGAAACCAAAGAAUCUGCACCACCUUAGGUACCUUGAUAUCUCUAAGAGUACAAUCAAAGCACUUCCAGAUGACAUAAGCAUACUAUAUAAUCUUCAGACACUUAAACUUUCUGGUUGUGAGGAACUUAGUAUGCUUCCGAAGCAAAUGAAGUACAUGACUGCCCUUUGUCAUCUCUACACUGAUGGAUGCACCAAGUUACAGUGUAUGCCUCCGGAGCUUGGACGACUCACCUCUCUUCGAACACUUACAUGUUUUGUAGUGAGCAGUGACUCGGAUUGUAGUAGUCUUGGAGAGCUAAAAAAUUUGAACAUUGGUGGUUCACUAGAGCUAAAGCAGCUCGAAAAUGUGACAGAAGCAAGAAAUGCAAGACAAGCAAAUCUUGGAAAUAAGAAGGAACUGAGACAGCUGUCAUUAAGGUGGACAAGUGGUAAGGGGGAGGAACAGCAAUGUAACGAGGUGCUAGAGGUUCUCGAAGUUCAUGAUAGACUACUAGCUCUAGAAAUAGAAGCCUACCAAGGCACCAAUUUUCCAUUAUGGAUGGGUGCGUUAAGAAACAUGGUUGAGCUUCGGCUAUCUGAUUGUAGCAAAUCUGAGCAGCUUCCUCCAUUGUGCCAGUUACCAGCACUACAGCUUCUUCAUUUGGAAGGAUUGACACAGUUGCAGUUCUUGUGCAGCAGUUGUACAUCCUCCACAUUUGGAAAGCUUAAGGAUCUUAAGCUUGAUUAUCUUCCUAAUUUUGAUAGGUUUUAUGAUCAGGUAGUGCAAGAAGAGCUAGUAGCAUUUCCUCAGCUCGAGAAAUUGCAUAUUGAAGGCUGCAGAGAAUUGACAGCAUUACCAGAAGCGGGAGUGCUCAGAAAAUGGUAUGAUGGUGGAGAAUAUACAAUGGUCCGCUCAGCAUUCCCAGAAUUGAAGAGCCUCGUAUUGAUAGAUUUAUGGAGCUUUGAGAGAUGGGAGGCUGCCAUUGAAAUUGAAGUAGAACAUGCACUAUUCCCUUUGCUUGAGACUGUCCGUAUUUAUCGUUGCGACAAGUUAACCACUCUGCCUAGAGCACCAAAGCUCAGGGAACUAUGCCUAUCUAUGAAUUAUUAUAAAAACCAACAGAGGUCCCUGGGAGCAACUAGAUAUAUGACGUCACUGUCCAAUUUGAAACUGGAAAGAGUCGAGGUGGAUGGCAAGGACAAAUGGGACUAUAUUUCAUCUGUGACAAAUAUGCACCUUGACUCCUGCAGUUUGUUCUUCCAAUCACAUGCACUAGCUCUGUGGGCUUGUUUUCGGCAGCUGCAAGAUCUGGUUAUCAGGAGGGCGAAUGACCUAAUCUACUGGCCGGAAAACGAGUUCCAAAAUUUGGUUUCCUUGCGGAGGCUGUAUAUUGGGGAUUGCGAGAGUCUGGUUGGAUAUGCUCCUGACCAGGCAACAUUAGAAAGGAGCCAACUUUUGCCCUGCCUCGAGUCUCUAAGUAUAUCUUUUUGCGAUAGUCUGGUAGAGGUCUUCAACCCUACCCCUGCCCUCAAGGAGAUGGAUGUUGAAUACUGUAAAAAUCUGAAGACCAUAUCCUUCAAGCAACAGGACAAGACAUCAUUAAAUGCAGGUCAUCCUAGCACUGACGUCAUCAUGGCAUCCACUGCUGUACAGGAUCUCUCACCAUCCGCCGGCCGGAGUAAUUUCCUUCCAUCAUCUCUAGAAACUCUGACAAUCGAUGAAUGUGAUGGAUUGUUAGAGGUUCUCAAUCUUCCCUCAUCCCUUAAAGAAAUAUAUAUUAGUGGUUGCUCCCAACUACAAAUCCUAUCAGGCGAGCUGGAUGCACUCAGUUACCUAUCAGACGACUGUCCAGCUAUAAAGGACCUGCGGGAGCGGUAUGGCAUCCAUUUCUGAAGGACGCUCUCCAUCGCUGCUUGGGCGUCUCUGCUCCUGGCUUCCUCCUCCUACGGGGCUUCUGUGUGAAGACCACACGCCCUGUAGUAGGUCUUGGACAUGUCGGACAUGGCACUCUUCAUGGUAUCAGCCAGUACAUGCCUAGCUUCAUUCGUGUGAAUCUCCUGAGCAAAGGAUGGCAAAGAGUGAUGUGGUGGUGAUACUAAAAAAGAUUAUAAAGGACUUCGCCAAAUCUGCAUCAACCUCAAAGCAGAGUGCAGCCUAUUGAGUAGUCAUUACCAAGGCAAUUUCCCCUGUAUUUGUAUUCAUGUGCUCUGUUAACUUGUGCAAGAGAUGAAUAGCAUCAGCCAUCUCUUAUUUCAUUUUUCUCCACUAGUUAUUUGUAUCCUAUAUAAGAUUUCUGAACAGAAACUGUCAUAUGUAAUAUAAGUUUCUUCUAUUGGAGUUUCUUUUUUGAACGAACAA
Molecule: messenger RNA, 4267 nt
Organism: Setaria italica (foxtail millet)
Lineage: Eukaryota; Viridiplantae; Streptophyta; Magnoliopsida; Poales; Poaceae
Product: putative disease resistance protein RGA4
Exons: 3
Coding region: 140-3802 (1220 amino acids)
Biological process (GO): defense response to other organism
Molecular function (GO): ADP binding
Source: RefSeq, a predicted model, not a curated record